CAGACCCAGGCGUCCGCGGCCAGGAGAAGGAAAGGGAGUGGCGCCUCUCCCCUCAUCCUUUCCAAUCUUGCCUUCACCGCCUGCCUCCUCCCCAAGCCUCGCAAAGCCAAGAAGGAGGAGGUGACCACGUCCAUCAUGCUUUCCACCUCUUCCUCCUCCCCGCCCUCCCUCCCGUUCUCCCCUUCCCCUCCCGUCAAUCGGUCCGUCACCUCCAAAACUGUCUUCCAGGCCCGCAUCCGACAGAGUGCGACCAAGCCCCCGGCGGGAGCGAAAACCUUCGGGAUGAGGGAGGACGCCGCUGCUCUCGGCGAGGAAGUGGUCGGUGAGGUGACUGAUGCGGAUGGAGGGAGGGGAAGACGGGGAAGGAGCGGCGGAGAAGAGGGGAGACGGGGGUCUAGGAAAGGUGGACGUGCGGGAGUGGGAAGGCGGAGGAGGGGGAGGAGGAGGAGGGGGAGGAGGAGGAGGAGGAGGAGGAGGAGGGAGGGGGAGGAGGAGCAUGCGAUAGCGGCCAUUGAGAAGAGGAGGGGCGCCCUGGAGGUGGAGGUGGAGGAUACUGCUGCCAUGGUCGAGGGGGUGGUGGUGGACGAGGAGGUGGAAAGACAGAGGGGGGAGGAGGAGGGGGAGGAGGAGGGGAGGGGAAAGAGCGUGCUGGAGGGGCCAAGACUGAUGAUAAAGGGUCGUGGAAUACAAGCGAAGGGCUCGACGAGCUCAACGGGGGGGGCGGAGGCGGUGGAACGGCAUACGUGGGCUUCACAGGAGGCGGGGGAGGGGUUGCGAGGACAGGAGAUAGAGGAUCGCGUGAAGCGGACGUCGCUUGCACAAAGCCUCUGGGCGGAGGGGGAAGGGGAGGAGGGGAGAAGGGAGGACUGUGCGGUGCAGCGCAAAUGGGGUUUUGGCGGUGGAAACAUCUCCUCCGUCGAUGCCGCUAGUGGGAGGUUCCUCUUCCACCCUCCGCCGCUCUUUUUCCUUCCCUUGAUACCCACUCAUGUAUGUGGCCCGGUAACCAAUCGCGUGGUUGUCUUCGACCUAAUACGGCAUGUGUCCACCAUGCUCCCGUACGAGCACGCCUACCCCAUCCGUCGCGUCGCAGUCUCCCCCAACGGACGUUUCUUGCUCACGGUCGACACAGGCGGCUACCUUUUCCUUGGCCAUGUGUCGCGUGGCAUAAUCUUGUGUCGGAUGCGACUCAAGCGUCCCAAUAAGGUACGAGACCUGGUUUUCUCGCCGGAUGGGCAGUUUUUCGCCGUCACCCAGGACCGUCAAUUCCAAGUGUGGCGCACGCCGGGUGCAGCCCGGGAAUUCGCUCCUUUUGUGUUGCACCGGACGUUUGGGUCACAUGGCGACGAGAUAUUGAGCCUGGCUUGGGCCCCCUGUGGGCAGUAUCUGCUUACUGGGUCCAAGGAUUUGACCGUGAGAAUUUGGAGCCUCCACCCUCUGCCUCCGGCGGUCUUCACGCCCGCCACCCUAUCGGGCCACCGGGAUCGGAUCGUCGGCGCCUUCUUUAGUGCGUCUGGCCCCGUGGAAGCCCGGGACCCUCCCCUCCUGUCCGACGGAGGUGCGGGCUCCCCUCCCUCCCUCCCUCCCUCCCUCCCUCCCCCAUCCACUCCCAAAGGGCCCGACACCGUCUGGACCUCCCCCCGGUCCUCGCCCCUCUCCUCCCUCCGCAUCUACUCCAUCGCCCGCGACGGCUUCCUCUACGCGUGGGUGAUCGACCCCAGCACCCAGACCUGGAAAUGCCACGACCGGCACGCCUUUCAAAAAUCCCGGCGGGCCCAUGUGGUGUCUGUGUGUUACCACGCCAUCUCCUCCCCGCUCCCCGCCGCCGCCGCCACGGCCCCCUCCCCCGGCACCGCCCUCCUGGUCGUGGGGUUCUCCGACGGCGUCUUCGGCCUCUACGACCUCCCGACCGGCGCCGUGGUCCACACCCUGUCCGUCUCCUCGGGACAGAUCGGAACGGUCGCCCUGAAUUUGACCGGCGAAUGGCUGGCCUUGGGUUGUGCUCCCCUGGGCCAGCUGUUGGUGUGGGAGUGGCAGUCGGAGACCUAUGUGUUGAAGCAACAAGGACACGCUCAGGCGGUGAACGCGGUCGCCUACUCCCCCGACGGACAAGUGAUGGCCACGGGGGGGGAGGACGCCAAAGUCAAGCUCUGGUCGACUGCCUCUGGCUUCAGUUUCGUCACCUUCACGGCCCAUGACGCCCCUGUCACUGCUCUGGCCUUCCUGGGCUCGGGGCAGGCGGUCUUGUCGGCCUCCUUGGACGGCACGGUUCGGGCGCACGAUUUGUUGCGGUACCGGAACUUUCGCACGUUGACCACCCCCGCCCGACCCAACUCCUCUCCUUGGCCGUCGAUCCCAGCGGGA
This is a messenger RNA of Nannochloropsis gaditana CCMP526, 2361 nucleotides long. RefSeq names its product periodic tryptophan protein 2 (gene PWP2). Gene Ontology annotation, molecular function: protein binding. The transcript is spliced from 4 exons. The record is from RefSeq and is a predicted model, not a curated record. Gene Ontology annotation, biological process: ribosomal small subunit assembly; maturation of SSU-rRNA from tricistronic rRNA transcript (SSU-rRNA, 5.8S rRNA, LSU-rRNA). Gene Ontology annotation, cellular component: Pwp2p-containing subcomplex of 90S preribosome; small-subunit processome. The annotation marks the transcript as partial.